AUGCGAAGACAUGUAACGCAGAAGAGCUUAGAUAUUGGUGUCUAUGCAUGUGCCAAGUUUGUGACGGUUUAUUGGCAAAGUGGUCAAAUGGCGAAUCUACCAAGAUCCAGCUCACGAAUUGGUUGCGAUCAAUGGGCCCAUUUCGCAUCCUGGGCCGAAUCAGGUCAAGGAAGAGACAGCAGAAUUGGAGUUUCUAAUCAUAUUCGCGAGGAUGCUACUUCUUUGUCUUAUUUGAAGGGGAUUGAAGAGGGAAAUGGGAUCAGAUCUGUUUGUUUAGCCAUCCAGCAUGUGUGGAGUCCCUAUUAA
This is a messenger RNA of Rodentolepis nana, 306 nucleotides long. The record is from the annotation of a GenBank genome assembly. NCBI's taxonomy places the organism in Eukaryota, Metazoa, Platyhelminthes, Cestoda, Cyclophyllidea, Hymenolepididae.